Molecule: messenger RNA, 2423 nt
Organism: Dipodomys spectabilis (banner-tailed kangaroo rat)
Lineage: Eukaryota; Metazoa; Chordata; Mammalia; Rodentia; Heteromyidae
Gene: Rgs9
Product: regulator of G protein signaling 9
Exons: 19
Coding region: 157-2175 (672 amino acids)
Biological process (GO): G protein-coupled receptor signaling pathway; regulation of G protein-coupled receptor signaling pathway; intracellular signal transduction
Source: RefSeq, a predicted model, not a curated record
GGGGCCCCGAGCGCUCCCCGCCCGGCGCCUGCGGGGACGACGCCCAGGCUGGCGCGGGCCAGGCCGGCUUCCCAACUUAGGGAGGCGGGGUGGAAGGGGGUGCUUUCCCUUUCUCUCAAAUUCGUGUUGUGCUGGUGAACUCAUCCCGGGUCCAGCAUGACGAUCCGACACCAAGGCCAGCAGUACAGGCCGAGGAUGGCAUUUCUCCCAAAGAUUGAAGCAUUGGUGAAAGACAUGCAGAACCCAGACACAGGGGUCAGAAUGCACAACCAGAGGGUCCUGGUCACCAGUGUCCCUCACGCCAUGACAGGAGGUGAUGUUCUACAGUGGAUUGUCCAGCGUCUUUGGAUCUCCAAUCUGGAGGCCCAGAACUUGGGCAACUUUAUUGUCAAGUACGGGUACAUCUAUCCUCUGCAGGAUCCCAAGAAUCUCGUUCUCAAGCCCGACAGCAGCCUCUAUCGAUUUCAGACACCAUAUUUUUGGCCCACCCAGCAGUGGCCAGCUGAAGAUACAGAUUACGCCAUCUAUCUCGCCAAGCGAAAUAUCAAGAAGAAAGGGAUUUUAGAAGAAUACGAAAAGGAAAAUUACAAUUUCUUGAACAAAAAAAUCAACUACAAGUGGGACUUUGUCAUUAUGCAGGCCAAAGAGCAGUACAGGACUGGGAAGGAAAGGAACAAGGCUGACAGGUACGCAUUGGAUUGCCAGGAAAAGGCAUACUGGCUGGUGCACCGAAGCCCUCCAGGAAUGAAUGAUGUGCUGGACUAUGGCCUGGACCGAGUGACCAAUCCAAAUGAAGUUAAGAAACAAACAAUCCCUGCUGUCAGAAAAGAGAUCAUGUAUUACCAGCAGGCCUUGAUGCGGUCUACAGUGAAGUCUUCCGUGUCCCUGGGAGGGAUUGUCAAGUACAGUGAGCAGUUCUUGUCCAAUGAUGCCAUCAUGUCGGGCUGCCUCCCCAGCAACCCCUGGAUAACAGAUGACACCCAGUUCUGGGAUUUAAAUGCCAAAUUGGUGGAAAUCCCCACCAAGAUGCGGGUGGAAAGAUGGGCCUUCAACUUCAGUGAAUUGAUCCGGGACCCUAAGGGUCGACAGAGCUUCCAGUACUUUCUCAAGAAAGAGUUCAGUGGGGAGAAUCUGGGAUUCUGGGAAGCCUGCGAGGAUCUGAAGUAUGGAGACCAGUCCAAGGUCAAGGAGAAAGCAGAGGAGAUCUACAAGCUGUUCCUGGCCCCAGGGGCCAGGCGGUGGAUCAACAUUGAUGGGAAGACGAUGGACAUCACCGUGAAGGGGCUGAGGCACCCCCACCGCUACGUGCUGGACGCUGCGCAGACCCACAUUUACAUGCUCAUGAAGAAGGAUUCGUAUGCCCGCUACUUAAAAUCUCCAAUCUAUAAAGAAAUGCUGGCCAAGGCUAUCGAACCUCAGGAAACCACCAAGAGAAGUGCCGGCCUCCCGUUCAUGCGCCGCCACCUACGUUCCAGCCCGAGCCCUGUCAUCCUGAGACAGCUGGAAGAGGAAGCGAAGGCUCGAGAAGCAGCCAACACCGUGGACAUCACCCAGCCAGGCCAGCACAUGGCUCCCAGCCCCCACCUGGCCGUGUACACGGGGACCUGCGUGCCUCCCUCUCCUUCGGGCCCCUUCUCCCCGUCCUGCCGCUCUCCCCGGAGGCCUUUCCCCUCGCCCAGCCGCUUCAUCAGGCGGCCCAGCACUGCCAUCUGCCCCUCACCCAUUCGAGUCGCCUUGGAGGGCUCUUCAGGCUUAGAGCCGAAGGGGGAGGCCAGCUGGUCUGGUGCCCAGGGCGAUAGCAGCGAGACCUCCAUCGAUGGCCCCGCGUCACUCAGCCAGCCCAGGGCCCCUGCCAAAGCCCGGCCGGCCCUGUCCCUCAGCAGGUUUCUGAGGCGAGGUUGCUUGGCUUCUCCGGUCUUUGCCAGGCUCUCACCCAAGUGCCCAGCUGUGUCCCACGGGAAGGUGCAGCCCCUGGGGGACGUGGGCCAGCAGCUGCCCAGGCUGAAACCCAAGAAGGUAGCAAACUUUUUCCAGAUCAAAAUGGAUGUGCCUACAGACAGUGGACACUGCCUAGUGGACUCGGACGACGCUGGGACAGGGGAGUCUGGUGACCGGGCUACAGAAAAUGAGGUCAUCUGUCCCUGGGAGAGCCUGGCGGAGGGCAAGGCUGGCUGAGCUGAGGCCUUGGACCAGGAGCAUCUUCCUGGCAGAUAGAUACUGCCAGACUGGGCCGUGCUGCACACCUGUUCUCAAACCAAAGUGCAUUAGAAUGAAAAUGGAGGGCUGGAGAGACUGGGGAACAGUCCUCUGGCUGGCUGGCUCCCCUACUUCCCGAGUCAUGAUGUCCCCUUGCGUGGCAAAAAAAAAGGCAUGCGGGCCUGAAGAUGUCCCUUGCUGCCUUAAUACCAAUAAAAGGAUAACUG